Molecule: messenger RNA, 477 nt
Organism: Anopheles maculipalpis
Lineage: Eukaryota; Metazoa; Arthropoda; Insecta; Diptera; Culicidae
Gene: Burs
Product: bursicon
Exons: 1
Coding region: 1-477 (158 amino acids)
Biological process (GO): animal organ morphogenesis
Molecular function (GO): BMP binding; receptor ligand activity
Source: RefSeq, a predicted model, not a curated record
AUGUCCUUACUCCACACGUAUCCUCUCUCCCACCUGGCCCACCUCUGGUCAGAGGACGGUGGAUCACGCUACUCCGCAGACGACUGUCAGGUAACGCCCGUCAUCCACGUCCUGCAGUAUCCGGGCUGCGUACCGAAGCCCAUCCCAUCGUUCGCCUGCAUUGGCCGUUGUGCCAGCUACAUCCAGGUGUCCGGCAGCAAGAUCUGGCAGAUGGAGCGGUCGUGCAUGUGCUGCCAGGAGUCGGGCGAACGGGAAGCGUCCGUUUCGCUCUUCUGUCCCAAGGCGAAGAAUGGCGAGAAAAAGUUCCGCAAAGUAGGUGUUUCCGGGCGUUGGACGAUGAUGAUGAUGAUGAUAUUACGUUCGUCCGUCACACUAUUACUCGUAAUGCAUGUUCUGUGGUCCACACGCUUCCGUACGAUAAGAUACUUCGCCAUACUCCUCGCCACUUCCUUUGCAAAGCCAAAGAUCCUAAUUUGA